AUACAUGCUCGCUCUUCCUCGUCUAGUCGUCUUGGUGAGUCUGAUCCCUCUCUCCUUCCGUCAUCCACCAUCUCUAGGGUUUUAGCGCCCCAUUUUCGCAUCGCCAUUCCCGAUCGGAUCGCCCCUUCCCCACCCAACCCUCCGGCGCCGCCACCCUUCGUGUCAGAGGGUCGGUCUCCACCGAAAGCCUCGCAACAAAUCUCCUCCGUUUCUUGCUCCGGCCAUUUGUUGCAAAGAUCGUGUUUUCCCCCCCUCAUCCAUGCCUCGCGUUCCAUCCCUUCCGUCCCCGGAAAUCCCUCCGCUUUCUUGAGAUCUCCCGUUCCUCGAUCUGACCUCGCCUCGUCCCGCCACCACAAGCAACAGCUGUUUUGCGCCACGAUCCUCAGGGUUGCGAUUCUCGCGUCCAUUUGCUCGCCCCAAUACCUUUCGGGAGCAUCUGAUCUCGAACAGUGAGACAAAGUAGCCACCUUUGUGCCGUUCCUUGCGUAUCGGUGGGUGGCGGCGCUGCCCAUUCCUAUGAAUGGACGGGAGGGAGUCCACGGUGGCGUCGGGGCCCAACUUCUCGUCCUUCUUCGCGCAGCACCGGGGCAUCGGGGCGCCGGGUGUCCCCGGCCACUCGCAGGGGCUUCACGCCCCGCCGCCCGGUGGGUACCGGCAGCAUCUUGAUGCUGUCUCUGCGGGGUAUGCAUUCCAGACCCCGCAUGUUGGGGGUCCCAGCAUUGGGCAGGGGUACGAGGCCUCACCUCAUGCGGCACAGCACAGCGCCGGUGGCGGCUCUGGCUCCGGUGGUUGUGGUGGUAUGGACAUUGGCAUGGGUGCGGCCGUGAGUGCCGAUGUUAAGGGGGAUCAGGGGAGUGGGCCUGGCCAGGAUGAGCAGGUGAAGAAGAAGCGGGGCAGGCCAAGAAAAUAUAAGCCUGAUGGGUCUGUGACUCUUGGGUUAUCACCCACUUCAUCAUCGACGCCUCACUCGUCCAGCUCGGGGAUGGGAACCAUGGUUAACACUCCAGGCUCUGGAUUUGGGUCUGGAGGAUCAGGGGGUUCAGGUUCUGGUGCACCAUCAGAGAAACGUGGCAGGGGGCGGCCACCUGGCUCUGGAAAGAUGCAACAGCUGGCUUCGCUUGGAAAGUGGUUUCUUGGCUCUGUUGGAACAGGUUUUACUCCGCAUGUGAUUAUUAUUCAACCAGGAGAGGACGUUGCUGCGAGAAUAAUGGCCUUCUCACAGCAAGGCCCAAGGGCAGUGUGCAUCAUUUCAGCAACUGGAGCUAUUUCUACAGCAACCCUUCACCAGGAUUCAGACUCCGGUGGUGUGGUUACAUAUGAGGGCCGAUUUGAGAUCCUGUGCCUUUCUGGGUCAUACUUGGUGGUAGAGGAUGGUGGCACACGGACCCGAAGCGGAGGUCUUUGCAUAGCUUUGUGUGGUCCUGACCACAGGGUUAUUGGUGGGAGUGUAGGCGGAGUCCUGACAGCAGCUGGAACAGUUCAGGUGAUAGUGGGGAGCUUCAUGUACGGAGGUUCGAAGAAGAACAAGGUGAAAGCGGAGGUGGACAUGGAGCCCGAGGAGGUGGCACCCGCGGAGCACAGUGGCAUGGUCCCUCCUGCGAUGAGUGGCGGCGGGUGGGAAGCGGGCAUGAUGAGGCAGAUGGACUCGAGAACUCCUGCCAUUGAUAUCAACUCGAUCCGCGGGUAGUAGGGUAGCAGUUGUUGCCUGGUUGGGUGGAUAAAGGCUCUGUGACAAAGUCGAAUCCUCCUCCUAGGACACACACAGCACGCAUGUACUAACUAACUAACUAACAGCUCUGUUGCUGUGGUUUAGGAUACUCAGAACUCCGAGUAUAUCGUAUGUGAUAUUGUUGUUGUAUGAAAUAAUUAACGGUUGGUUGGUCGUGUUAUUAUGUUAAAUAUAUAUAUGAAAUGCUGCUGUUGGGUCUCCA
Molecule: messenger RNA, 1931 nt
Organism: Zea mays
Lineage: Eukaryota; Viridiplantae; Streptophyta; Magnoliopsida; Poales; Poaceae
Molecular function (GO): minor groove of adenine-thymine-rich DNA binding
Source: RefSeq, marked provisional